AUGCCAGAGAGUAUCCAUAAUCCCAAAAACACGACAGAUCCGGGUACUGAGGCCAAGAAGACGGCCAAGAUAUAUUUCAGUUAUUUGUAUGAUGAAGUUCAGAGACUAAAAGAUGAAGAAGAUCGAGAUCGGUGGAUUCAGGAGCUGGCGGAACGAAAUGAUUUUCUGGAGAAUGAAAUACAACGAAUGGCAGAAGAGAUCAAGCGAUUGAGCCCCAAGAAAGAAAAGGAGGUCGACAAAUAG
This is a messenger RNA of Fusarium poae, 243 nucleotides long. RefSeq lists its product as uncharacterized. The record is from RefSeq and is a predicted model, not a curated record. Lineage: Eukaryota; Fungi; Ascomycota; Sordariomycetes; Hypocreales; Nectriaceae. The transcript has 2 exons. The coding region runs from base 1 to 243 and encodes 80 amino acids.